CUUUGUUUAUGUUUUCUGCAGUCUCCGUUGACAUAAGAUUCCACCCACGUUUUCCAGCUUUAAUUCAAAGUAAAAAAGAAUAUUCUGAAUCUAAAUCCCAGUUUUAGUAGAUCAAAAGAGAAGAAAACCCCCCCAUCAAAGUGCAAAGGAAAGAAAAGAAAUUUAACCCAGAAAAAAAAUGUGUUUCGAGUUGUUGUGUGGUAAACAAGAGAGAGAGUUGGGGCGGAUGCAAGCGCCCGGGUUUUGCCCGCACUGCGGCGGCAAAGUGGAGGCUGUCGACGUCGAGAGCAAAUGGAGGUUAUGUUUCUUGCUCGUUUGCUUCAAGAUCAAGAGAAAAUAUUAUUGCAUUCAGUGUGCCAAGCGUUUGGUGUUGUAUUUCUAGCUAAUUCGAUCUAGAGUUUGCUCUUCUUCUUCUUCUUUUUGUUUUUGGAUGUAGAUAAUUUGAUUCUUGCAUGUUUUUGGAAACCUUUUCUGUUUGAUCCUCGUAAUAAUUGUAAAUGCUUUUCUCCCCUGCAUAAAUGAACAUUUUUCUUUCGUUCUUUUGGUCUUCAAA
Messenger RNA from Hibiscus syriacus, 553 nucleotides. RefSeq lists its product as uncharacterized. Bases 179 to 382 code for a protein of 67 amino acids. Lineage: Eukaryota; Viridiplantae; Streptophyta; Magnoliopsida; Malvales; Malvaceae. The transcript has a single exon. The record is from RefSeq and is a predicted model, not a curated record.